GAGAGAGAGAGAGAAUAGCCAGUUUCUCUAUCUUUUGUCAUGAUUCUAGGGUUUCGCGCAUCUCUUGUAUUGUAAUAGAGCUGAGCUGAUUGUGUCCUGCUUAGUUGAUGGAUUUCGAUGUCUCUCUUUUGUUGUAAAUAAUACUAUUUCUCUCUGUCCGAGCAUGUGUUCACUGAAGAAGAAAAAAUAGGAAUCGGGACAGCAGCUGCUGCAGCCAGACCAUAAAAAGGUCAUCAUCAUCGUCUUCCCAAUCGAGCUACCAACAAGGCUCUAAUCCCUAAUUAUCUCCUUCAGUACUCUUCAUUAAUCCAUCAACCCUUGUUCUCACCUUCAUUAGAAUUAGAAGGCUAUGGAGGGCGACUCCGAUUCCUCGAAAACAAGUCCCUCCGGUGAACAAAAUGAGGGUGGAAGCGAGAGCGGGGAGAAUUAUGAUGAUAUUGAAGAAAGUGGUAAGCCAAAAAACAAUGGAGGAAGCUCAAGCAACAGCACAGUUGAAGAGAGUGAUCAAAGGAAGGCCUCAGUUCGACCCUAUGUUAGAUCCAAGAUGCCUAGGCUCCGAUGGACACCGGAUCUUCAUCUCCGUUUCAUCCACGCCGUGGAAAGGCUUGGUGGUCAAGAGAGAGCUACUCCAAAGUUGGUUCUUCAACUGAUGAACAUUAAGGGACUAAGUAUUGCGCAUGUCAAGAGCCAUUUACAGAUGUAUAGAAGCAAGAAGAUUGACGACGCAGGCCAAGUUCUCGCGGAUCAUCAAGGCCAUCUUGUUGAAUGUGGAGAUAAAAAUAUUUAUAACCUCAGCCAACUUCCCAUGCUUCAAGGAUAUAACCGAAGCCACAGUACCAGCUUCAGAUAUGGAGAUGCCAAAUCUUGGACUGCUUACGAAAACCCAAGGUACCCGAGAAGCACUGGAUUUCAAGGCAACUGGAGUUCAAGUAGUGCUUACAAUUAUCUGACAACUUGUUCAUUUGGUGAACAAUCUUCUUGGAUUGCUCGAACACUGAAACAAGAAUGCCAAUUAUAUAAUAUCCGUGAGUCCUUGCAAGCUCAGCACCAACAUCAAGCCAGGUUGAGCCAGCAGCUGAUUGAUCUUAACCCCACAAAUACCCAUGUCCAAGUGCAACACAAGCCAAAGGAACUCAUCACAAGUUUCAACAACAGCAACAAUCUAGAGCUCACGUCAAAGAAGAAUGAGGAUCAUCAGUCGAAAUCGUUGAAAAGAAAGGCUUCGGAUUGCGAAGAUCUCGAUUUGGAUCUCUCUCUCAGGCUAACAUCAAGGAACAAGAAUGAAGAUGAUAUUCAUGAAGUUGAUAGUAGUCUGUCUUUGUCAUUGUACUCACCCCCAUCCUCAAAGCUCAGCAGGUUGAAGGAAUGAAAGUUAUUAAGUUUAAUGGGGAGAGGGAGGUAGAGCUGGGCAAGUACUCUGGAUCUGACUAUAUGAAUGAGACAAUUCUAAGUGAGAUAUUGAGGUACUUGCUCAUGAAAACAUAAUAAUAUUAUUUUGAGUGUCUUAUAUUGUAACUCCCAGAGCAGUUAAUUUCUUAUUUCUUUCUUGUUUCUUUUUUUUAUAUGA
This is a messenger RNA of Prunus mume (Japanese apricot), 1567 nucleotides long. RefSeq lists its product as uncharacterized. Gene Ontology annotation, molecular function: DNA binding; DNA-binding transcription factor activity. The record is from RefSeq and is a predicted model, not a curated record. NCBI's taxonomy places the organism in Eukaryota, Viridiplantae, Streptophyta, Magnoliopsida, Rosales, Rosaceae.